Messenger RNA from Schistosoma guineensis, 2162 nucleotides. The record is from the annotation of a GenBank genome assembly. NCBI's taxonomy places the organism in Eukaryota, Metazoa, Platyhelminthes, Trematoda, Strigeidida, Schistosomatidae.
AUGAAUGAGCUGGAGAAGUUAUUAAGUAAAGCUACAAACCCGAUAUCAGAUCAGUAUGACUCUGACACCGUGAAUGAAAUUGCAAAGCUGAUUGAUACUCAACCUAAUGGUCCAAUCUUUACUCUUCGACUUCUUGCCCAUAAAAUUAAGUCUCCACAUGAAAAAGAAGCUCUUAGCUCUUUAAUGCUGUUAGAGUUUUUAUCCAAGCGUUGUGGUCCAACAUUUAUAUCCGAACUCGGAAAGUUCAAGUUUCUCAACGAACUAAUCAAAGUUCUUUCGCCCAAGUAUCUUGGUGACCAGACAUCUUCAUGUGUAAAAAACAAAUGUGCUCAGUUGCUUCAUAAUUGGCAACGUGAUUUCUCACCAAAUGAACCGAAGUUUGCUGAGGCAUACAAUAUGCUUGUUCGAGAAGGUAUUAUAACUGCAAGUCAGAUAGUUUCUACUGACUCCGUUUCAGAGAUUUGUCGCUCAGGCUCUUCAGCCGCUGAAAAUAGGCAAAAUAUUUUUGAACGUAACAAAAAAUCAGAGCGUUUAACCCAAUUACUUCGUAGUCGUAAUCCAGCUGAUCUACGUGAAGCGAAUGCGCUUAUCAAGAGUAUAGUUGAAGAAGAUCAAGUACGUAUGGAAAAAGUAAGUCAAAGAACUAGUGAAAUGGAAGCUUUAAGGAACAAUACAAUAUUAUUAGAAGAAAUGAUUGGGACAUAUUUAUUAGGUGAAAGUACUGAGGCUGAAUUAGAAUUGAUGAGUGAAUUGACACAGAAUAUACGUAGAGCACGUCCAUUAUUAUAUAGUUUCUCUUUAACACAUGAAGAACAAGAUAUUGAAACUUUGACUGAAAUUGGUCAAAUAUGUGACAAAGCUAGUGAAGUUUUAGCAAAUUAUGAACAAAAAAUAGCCAAACAAAAGUCAUUAUCCUCAUCAAAAUCAUCAUCUAUAACUAAGGAUAAUUCUUCUUCUUCUCAAUUAUCAUCAAAUGAAAAUCAAUUGUCAUCAUCUAAUCAUAUUACUGAUCUUUUAACACAAGAUUUAAUGAAUUUAGGCUUAUGUGAUGAUUCAAUCACACCUAUCCCAUCGUCUAAUGCUAAUCUAUACUCUCCAGAUGUUUUAUUAUUGAAUACUUCAAAUUCAUUUCUUGUUAAUCAUCUUCAUAAUUCGUCAUGUAAUCAAGUAUCGCGUCCAAUUGAACCAAAAUAUUCAUUAAACAGUAGUAAUAAUAAUAGUAACAAUUUUAUUGGUAAUAAUCCUGGUAUUAGGAAAAAAUCAAACUAUGAUGACUUACAGGAUAUUUUUUCUACAAAUGCUACUAAUACUUCUACUACUACUACGACGACGACUUCUGGGUCAACAGUACUCUCUACUUCGUCAACGCUUUACCCAUCAGUAUUCAGUUCUGUAGACUCCAAAACUUCGAAACAAUCCUUGUCUCCUGAACAUGGAUCUUAUGUAAAUUCCAAUCCCAACGUCUUCAGUGAACUAGAUUGUUUGAGUCGUCAAAUGCUUAACUUAUCAAAAAAUCCUUUUUUAUUAUUUCCUGGAUGAUGACCAUUCAUGUGUAAAUGGAUGGUGAUGUACUACAAAGCGACAAAGAGGCUGAAUCAAAAUUUUCCGAACAAACAAUUGAUGAAUAAAUAUUGUCACCUUACAUUGAGAGAAGUCUUUGUAUGAUUUGUGGUAAUGCAACUCUUUUUGCACUGACCUCUUUCAUCAAAUCAAACCUCACCUAUUCAUAGUUAAUCCUUUAUUUAGCGAUCUGAUUUUCAUGUUAUUGUAAUUCUAAUGAUGUAUUUCUAUUUUGGUGAUCCGUAAUCUUUUGAUUAUUUCAUGGAGGAUUAUUAGAGUAUUUGCAAUGAUUUACUUUUCCACCAAUUACAAAGUGUUAUUUCGAGAAUGACAUUUAUCGAUGUCGAAUAUGACCUUAGGAAGCAAAUUUAUCAAGCGGUUUAACUGGUUCAAUUGCGUUUGUAGUCUCAUCAGCUCUGAUUCUUUGGGGGUUUGGUCGGAUCUGUUAGCAUGGACAAAAAAAGCUUGUUCGGUUUUAAAAAAAACUAAUCCACAUGUGAUUCGGGUUAAAUGUCGAUCUACUAAUAAAUAUGAGAAUAAACUGAAUAAUAGUUUGAUUUGUACUACUUUAAGAUAUUUAAGAGCAGGAAGACUGAGUAAAU